AUGGGCAACAGUCUUUUAUGGGAUUUGUUCAAGAACCCAAGGGGGAUUUUCAAGAAAGAUGAAUUGGGUCUUGAGAUAGCUCGAAUUGCCUUACCCGCGGCCCUGGCUCUAGCUGCUGACCCCAUUGCCUCUCUUGUUGAUACUGCCUUUAUUGGCCAUAUAGGUCCUGUGGAGCUUGCUGCCGUUGGAAUUUCUAUUGCUAUCAUGAAUCAAGCAUCGAAAAUCGCAAUUUUUCCACUCGUCAGCGUGACUACUUCUUUUGUGGCAGAGGAAAAUGCUAAAGGGCGUUCCUCAGGUGAAUGUGAGGGCAUUGAACUAGUCGAGGAACAAGCUGCACUGAAUAGCGAAAAGAAACAUUUGGUGCCUAAAACCGUUGAUUGUGAAGAGAUUGAUGAUAUAGGGGUUUCCAAAAAACAUAUUCCAUCAGCUUCAUCGGCUUUGAUUAUCGGGGGUGCCCUUGGCCUCAUCCAAGCUGUUACCCUCAUUUGCACUGCAAAACCUCUGUUAAGUUACAUGGGGGUGAAAACGGAUUCUCCAAUGCUGAAACCGGCACUGAGAUACUUAACAUUGAGGUCACUUGGAGCUCCGGCUGUCCUUCUCUCUUUGGCCGUGCAAGGUGUUUUUCGAGGGCUAAAGGACACAAAAACUCCUUUAUAUGCAACUGUGGUUGGUGAUUUGGCGAAUAUCAUAUUGGAUCCAAUAUUCAUCUUCCUACUCGAUUUAGGUGUAAGUGGUGCAGCAAUCGCUCAUGUUAUAUCUCAGUACUUGAUUUCCUUAAUGCUCAUGUGGAAAUUGAUGGAGCAAGUCAGUCUUUUACCACCAUCGAUCAAAGACCUGCAACUUUCUCAGUUUCUCAAGAACGGAUUUGUGCUGAUACUCAGAACCAUAGCUGCAACCUUUUGUGUAACUUUAGCGGCUUCAUUAGCCGCGAAAAUGGGGCCUACAUUCAUGGCCGCUUUCCAAAUCUGCAUGCAGAUUUGGUUAGCGGCCUCUUUACUAGCUGAUGGUUUAGCUGUGGCUGCCCAAGCGAUUUUGGCCAAUGCGUUUGCAAGGCACGAUUAUGAAAAGGUCGUUCUUACAACUUUUCGCGUAUUACAGUUGGGUGUAGUUCUUGGUCUCGUUCUCUGUACUUUUGUUGCUAUUACAUUGCAAUUUUCAUCAGAACUCUUCACGACCGAUACAAAUGUUCUUCGCCUCGUAAAAUUAGGCAUCCCGUUUGUGGCCUUGACUCAACCGGUCAACUCACUGGCUUUCGUUAUCGACGGAUUGAAUUAUGGAGCAUCGGAUUUUUGUUAUUCUGCUUACUCAAUGGUUUUGGUCUCAUUUAUAAGUGUCGUGUGCUUGUUCUUACUUUCGUCGACUAACGGUUUUGUCGGUAUAUGGUUCGCGUUAUCCAUUUUCAUGAGUUUACGAGCAGUGGCUGGAUUUUUAAGGAUAGGGACAAGAAGAGGACCAUGGAGCUUUUAUUCUGGCUGA
Messenger RNA from Striga hermonthica, 1476 nucleotides. The record is from the annotation of a GenBank genome assembly. Lineage: Eukaryota; Viridiplantae; Streptophyta; Magnoliopsida; Lamiales; Orobanchaceae.